This is a messenger RNA of Rangifer tarandus platyrhynchus (Svalbard reindeer), 366 nucleotides long. Lineage: Eukaryota; Metazoa; Chordata; Mammalia; Artiodactyla; Cervidae. The record is from the annotation of a GenBank genome assembly.
AUGUGGCCCUCAAAGAGCCUUAAAUCAGGAUUUGUGGUGGAGGUGGGCAUGCAGAAGGGUGGAGCGGAAUUUAGGUUUGUGCUUUGGGAUCUUGGUGUCCACGUUUUGUGCCUGCCCUCUCUCCCGGAGGAAGGGCCAUCUAGGCUCUGUGAAAAGCUGCUAACUGGUAACAGGGCAGAUUGUGGUGAGCAGUGGGGGUGCGGCCUGGGAACUCUCCUGACCCUUUGGGAGCGGUUCCCUGGCGAAGGGCAAGUUGUGUCUCAGGAAGGUGGCUCCUGUGUGCCUGGGUGUAGCCAAGACUUGGCCCGGAAGCCUUCCCUGGAGCUGUCAGUCCAGGCAAAGCCAAGGGCACCUGAGCACAUCUGA